Molecule: messenger RNA, 1659 nt
Organism: Oncorhynchus mykiss (rainbow trout)
Lineage: Eukaryota; Metazoa; Chordata; Actinopteri; Salmoniformes; Salmonidae
Gene: zmat5
Product: zinc finger, matrin-type 5
Cellular component (GO): U12-type spliceosomal complex
Molecular function (GO): zinc ion binding
Source: RefSeq, a predicted model, not a curated record
CUCCCCGUUUCGUUCCGUUUGCUUUCGGAAACGUUUUGCAACAGGUUCGGCGUAAUGAAUAUGCCUCAGAAGUUAAAUAUAGCGUUACUUACACAAACGUACUGUGCCGGUGGUCAUGACGGUUGGUCAUUAACACGGGGGAAUUUGAGUCAACAUGUCUAAAUAAAUAACAUUUAUUAAAGAGUUUCCAAACGUGGUUCUGCUAUAUACCCACUUCUUCUCCACUUACCUCAUAUCAAAAUAAAAGUCCAGCAGGUGCGCCAUAUGUUGACAAAAAAGGAAUAAGUUGUGCGGUACUUGUAUUUUGACAUGAGGUAAGCAGAGGACUUGGGUCUAAAACAGACCCACGUUUGGAAAGUUGUUUAAUAAUAAGUAGCUUUAGAUAUUUUGGCUCAAAUUCCCUCUGUUUUAAAGGACCAACUGUCCUACCCACCAGCUCAGUAAGUUGAAGUGGAAUUUAUGAGAUGUGAGGGUACCUACAGCUGACUGAAGUGAAGGCCAGCAUCUCAACCAUGGGGAAGCGGUAUUACUGUGACUACUGUGACCGGUCCUUUCAGGACAACAUGCACAACAGGAAAAAACACCUGUAUGGUGUUCAACACCACAGAUCUAAAAAGGCCUGGUUUGACAAUUUCAGGGAUGCAGCAGCCAUCCUGUAUGAUGAACAAACUAAGAAACCCUGCAGGAAAUUUCUUCAGACGGGCCAGUGUGUGUUUGGCAACAACUGUAGGUUCUCUCACAUGUCAGAGAGGGACAUGGAGAACCUAAGAAUGCAGAUUGAAGAUGAAAGACGGAGCAGAGAGGACCCGGAGCACAGAGCGUCCCCUGAGCGGAGCAUAGAGGAGUGGCUCACCAGAAGAGAGAAGAAGAGAGCCGCCCUAAGCAGUGGAAGUGUUCUGAAAGAGGAAGAUGAGGAGGAUGAAGAUAAUCAACCAGAGAAUGACAUACCGCCACAUUUCCUCACCAUUCUUGACCUUCCUCCCUCCCUUCUGCCCCCUCCCCCUGGAGGAUGGAAAGUCAAAGUCAGAACUGAAUGGGGUUGAAGGGGCAGUGCAGUUAAUGGCAGUUCCACACUGAGGUCAAAAUAACAACCUGAAAUUUGUUAAAAUUAUGAUAAUGCCUUUUUCGUGUAAGAGCUGUUUGUAAAAAAGAAAAAAAAAAAAAGAACUGGAAUUUCAACCUGUUCAGGUGGGGUGGAUUUUUUUGGUAACUGAUCUGAUUAUUCUGACCUAUGACCAGUCAUCUUUUAUUUGUAUACGCAUCCUACUUUGAAGGGGUAAGCAGGGUAGGCUCAGAGUCAAGACGAUCCUAUCCGCCAAUCAGGGUUGUGUAUGUUAAUAUAUUUACAUUUGUAUCAACACGCCCACACAAUCAGACUGAGCAUUUCAAUGGCAAAAGGAGCCUCAGGGAAAUACAUAUUUUCAUGAAAUAAACACACACAGUCAUUUAUUAGACAUACAGUGAUUUAAAAAUGAUUAAGACUGCAUGGGAGCUUUAGCUGGUUCAUCAUUUUUUGCUCAAAGUUUGAUGUGGUGAUGCAAGAACGGAUCAUUAAUUGCUAUUAGGGCUAAAACUUUUACUUGAUAGGAGUGAAUUUGUAACGCAUUUUAAUUGAUUUUCUCCAUCACGACUACAUUAAAAUUCAGUUGCGUGCAUGCA